CUACCAAGCUCAGGAGCAAACAGCCUCGGCCUAUAAGGUUCCUUAGCCUGCCAAAGGCUGCCACCGGCUCAGGGAGAAGAAGAUCGAGGGCUUGACCUCUCUCCGUGUGAUGGCUCAGAACCACAUGGACAUACUGAUGCCUAAACUCCAUGAUAUCUGCCUUGCCAUUAUAAAUGAGGUGAAGAACCUUCGCUCUGCAGUGUCCUGUGCUGCCAUGGCCACACUGGGUGACAUGUACGUUCACCUCCAGAGGGCCAUGGACAGUGAGGUGGAGGGGACGGCACGCGUGCUGCUGCACAAAGCCAGCGAGGCCAACACCUUCAUCCGGCAGGGCGCCAACUUUGCCCUGGGUCACAUGGUGCAGAGCUGCACCCCUACACGUGUCAUGAAUGCCCUGCUGGUCGGUGGGCUGAGCCACCGUAACGCUGCGGUGAGGAGCUGCACUGCUCAACACCUGGAGAGACUGACUGAGGUCAUGGGGACGGCUCGUCUCCUGUCGGGGAAGAAAGACCUCACUGACCGUUUCUUGAUUGCCGUCAGUAAACUGUCUGUGGACCCGGCACAGGAAGUCAGUCAUCAUGGUCGCAAUAUCUUGAGCAACAUGGCCACCAAUGGUGACUUUCCUAAAAUGUGGGACAAAUUCGCUCCGAGGAAAGAGAGAGAAUCCUUGAGGGAGGUCAUCUCAAAGGUUAACCUCAAAGAAAGGUACAUUCUCUCUGGAUGAUUAGAAGAAGUGUGACAAAUGAGCUGAUAUGAUUACAGAAAUCCAAUCCCACUGGGCACAGACAUCAGAUCAAUGUCUAGUUUUGAUUUAAAUUUGGGAACUCAACCAAAAUGUGAAAUCAACCAAAAAUGUUUGUUAAAAGUUGGAUGAAAAAAAAGCCAAGUGUGUUUUCCAUGUUUUUUUUACCUUUAUUUAACUAGGCAAGUCAGUUAAUAACAACUAGGCUACCCUGCCGCCCCAUUCAUCAAAUAGAUUUUUGUUGUUGUUGAAAUGAGGUGCAAAUAACGUCUAUACAACCAGUUUUGGCCCAAUGGGAUACAUUUAAUAUACUGUAAGAUUUUAUCUUUCUCUCUUUUCUCUUUUUCAACAGGAAUAUCUGAAUAAUCCCCAAUUUUACGAUAAAUUUGUAUCUAAAUAUUUGCACAUUUCCCAACUUGACUAUUAUCCCCUCCAGUCCCCAAACUCCAAUAUUUUCGUUCAUUCUAAGAUAUUUGACACCCUCCUUCAAACCCCGAUGUAAAUGCAUAUUUAAACUGCAUUGACUCCUUGUCCAAGUCCUGAAUCCACUAUAAGGCAAUAUGAACCACAUUCAAAGCACUAAAUUACCUUUCCCCGAAGCUCCUAUCUGAUCUACCAGCUCAAUAGUGGUCUACUGAAACCAUAGUCACCAUCUCAGGGGGUGCUCAGAUCAUCAACCACUGACCUCCACACCAUCCUCAAAACCAGCAGUCCUCUUUUGGAGGCAGAUUGGUCAGUGCUCCUGUAUGGCACCAACAUUGUGGAUUUUCAUCCAAUACUUCUGGACUAUGAGAACAUUCUUUGGACAAUAAAAUUAGGUAAAAUGGAAGCUGGCUCCAGUCUCAGUUUUAUCCUCCAAGACAGUGUGAGGAUGUGUAACAACAAUACCUGUUUAACUUGAUGAUCAGGGCCAGAUUACCGAAUGGGCACGCAGGGCACCUGCCCUGUGGGCCCCGACCUCCAGGGAAUAUCAUCAUAAAAACUAAAAGUAUAGUGGAUGUAUAUUACAGUACGUGGACGUUUUACAAUUUGUGAGCUCAUUUCAUAUGUAGUAGCCAUGUUUUAUAUACAUUUUUGCAUAUUUUGUAGAAAUCUGUGAGCAUUUGAAAACAUUUAGUGGUGAUGUUUUAUAUCAAAUUGCUUACUGGUGCUCUUCCAUGCCGUCCCUUGGAGGGGUGUGUCACUUGAGUGGGUUGAGUCACUGACGUGAUCUUCCUGUCUGGGUUGGUGCCCCCCCUUAGGUUGUGCCGUGGUGGAGAUCUUUGUGGGCUAUACUCGGCCUUGUCUCAGGAUGGUAAGUUGGUGGUUGAAGAUAUCCCUCUAGUGGUGUGGGG
Molecule: messenger RNA, 2076 nt
Organism: Oncorhynchus masou masou (cherry salmon)
Lineage: Eukaryota; Metazoa; Chordata; Actinopteri; Salmoniformes; Salmonidae
Product: TOG array regulator of axonemal microtubules protein 1-like
Exons: 5
Coding region: 110-724 (204 amino acids)
Biological process (GO): microtubule cytoskeleton organization
Cellular component (GO): cilium; cytoplasmic microtubule
Molecular function (GO): microtubule binding
Source: RefSeq, a predicted model, not a curated record